This is a messenger RNA of Podospora anserina S mat+, 591 nucleotides long. RefSeq lists its product as uncharacterized. Lineage: Eukaryota; Fungi; Ascomycota; Sordariomycetes; Sordariales; Podosporaceae. The annotation marks the transcript as partial. The transcript has a single exon. The record is from RefSeq and is a predicted model, not a curated record.
AGUCCAAGUCAUCAGUGGGCCCCGUCACAUCAGUGGCACCACCCCCCUCCCCCUCCUCCACCUGUUGUCGUGGAGCCAACUCCUACUCCUUCUCCCCAUCCCCCACCUGUUCCUGUUCAGGCUCCUCCUCCUGUCCAGGCCCCUCCUCCUGUCCAGGCCCCUCCUCCUGUCCAGGCCCCUCCUCCUGUUCAAGCCCCUGCUCCCCCCCCGGCGAACAACAGCCCUCCCGCUGCCAAAGGUGGCAGCGAAUCCGGCUCCAGCUCCAAACCCAGCGGCGAAGUUCACAACGGCGAUCUCACCUACUACGAUCUCGGACUUGGUGCCUGCGGCUUCGAUGACAGCGGGCUCGACCAUACUGACAACAUUGUUGCACUCUCUCACUUGAUGAUGGGGACUCAGUCCAACGGCAACCCCUACUGCGACAAGACCAUCACCGUCAAGGUCGGCAGCAAGACCGUCCAGGCCCGUGUCCGCGACAAGUGCAUGGGCUGCGAGCGGGAGGCCAUCGACUGCUCCGAGAAGAUGUUCUUGGAGCUGUUUGGCUCGUUAGAGGCCGGCAGAAGGCCAGUCGAGUGGUGGUUCAACAACUAA